CCCCUUCCAUAUCUAUCCAUUUAUCUACUAUAUAUAUAUAUAUAUAUUUUAAUUAUCUGUUCUCUGUUUGUUUGUAACAAAUACAAAGUUAAAAAAGCUACAAGCAUAAGAGAGAAUUAGGUAGAUAUAGAGAUAGAUAUGCAGAAGAGUGGGAGCCUUCCCAGAAAUACUAGUACUAGUAAUAGUAUUAAUACCACUUCACCUUUGAGAGUGAUCACGCCCCAGCGCCGCUUGGGUUUGUGUUCACAAAUUGCCACAGGGGGCCAGCACUCCUCCCCUAUUGUUUUCCCUGAGAAACGUAGACAAUCACGCCGCACCACCACCACCACCGCCGCCACCAUCACCAACAACCUCUCUGGUGUCCCCACCCCUGCUGAUGACCCUGUCAAACCCAAGACCUUCGAGCACAGGAUUGACAUUGGACUAGGGGGGGCGGCAGCUGCAGCUGCAGCUGCAGGAGGAGAUGAAAAGUCUGAUUUGUUGGGAUAUGUGGUCUUCUCCGGAAAGCUGGUUUGGGAUAAGAGAAAGACCUCCAAUAACAAUGCUACUGAUGUGCAGCAAACCUCUAAUACUGAUGUUACCGGCCAAGUAGCCGUUGAUGCUAAACUUACCAGCAGGGCUUUAGUUUGGGGUUCUCACCUGCUGGCUCUUGAUGAUGUCAUCUCUGUUUCCUAUAAUAAUGGUCUCAGACAUUUUACAGUACAUUCUUAUCCAUUAAAAAAGAGUUCAUGUGGUCUCUCUUGUUUUAUCAAACCUCAAAGAAGUCGCAAGGAUUUUCGUUUCUUGGCUUCUACCAUAGAAGAAGCUGUUCAAUGGGUUGGUGGGUUUGCGGAUCAGCAGUGUUUUGUUAAUUGUUUGCCUCACCCUUUGGUUUCUUCAAAGAAGCAGGCUUCUUCAGAAUUACUUCCAACUGAUACUCCUUCCGAAUUACUGUUCAAAUGUAAGAAUCCACCGAAAAUGCUUGUUAUAUUAAACCCACGGUCAGGACGUGGUCGUUCAAGUAAAUUUUUCCAUGGCAUUGUGGAGCCAAUAUUUAAGGUAUGUCGAUCACCAAUAAUUUAACCUUCACUCCCAUCU
Molecule: messenger RNA, 1077 nt
Organism: Quercus robur (English oak)
Lineage: Eukaryota; Viridiplantae; Streptophyta; Magnoliopsida; Fagales; Fagaceae
Product: sphingoid long-chain bases kinase 1-like
Exons: 2
Coding region: 139-1062 (307 amino acids)
Biological process (GO): sphingosine biosynthetic process
Cellular component (GO): membrane; cytoplasm; intracellular membrane-bounded organelle
Molecular function (GO): kinase activity
Source: RefSeq, a predicted model, not a curated record